This is a messenger RNA of Nematolebias whitei (Rio pearlfish), 2239 nucleotides long. RefSeq names its product carbonic anhydrase IV a (gene ca4a). The transcript has 8 exons. Bases 61 to 987 code for a protein of 308 amino acids. NCBI's taxonomy places the organism in Eukaryota, Metazoa, Chordata, Actinopteri, Cyprinodontiformes, Rivulidae. Gene Ontology annotation, cellular component: plasma membrane. The record is from RefSeq and is a predicted model, not a curated record. Gene Ontology annotation, molecular function: carbonate dehydratase activity; zinc ion binding.
ACUAGGGAAGAACUCGAGCCUUGUGCCGCCUUCUCUGGUUCAGGUCCGGGCCGCUCCAUCAUGCAGCAGCUGCUGGUUCUGUGCGUCCUGCUCGCGUCACUGUGGACCGGCUGCACAGGUUCUGGAGACUGGUGCUAUCAAACCCAGUUCACCUGCGAACAUCAGUGCAAUGCACCAGAGAAGUGGAACCAUGCCAACCAGGACUGCGCAGGAAAACACCAGUCUCCCGUUAAUAUCGUCACCAGAAAGGUCUUGAAAGACGAGCGCCUGACCCCUCUACGCUUUGAGAAUUACCAGCAGAUUUUUAGAGGCUCCAUCAGAAACAAUGGCCACUCAGUUCAGGUUGGAGUUCCUCAUACCAGCACCGUCUCAGGUGGAGGCCUGCCCGCCACGUAUAAGGCUGUGCAGUUCCACCUGCACUGGGGCGACAACGGAGGGCCCGGUUCUGAACACACCAUUGAUGGGGAGCAGUAUCCCAUGGAGCUGCACAUUGUCCACAUGAAGAGCCACUACACAGAUCUGUCAACAGCACUGAGAGACAAGGAGGGAGUCGCUGUCCUCGGGUUUUUCUACGAGAAGUCCAACAGCGCAAACAAAAAGUAUGAUCCCAUCAUCAACACACUGCAAAGCAUUAAAGCUACAAAUGGCAACACCUCUCUGCCCUCCAUCUCUCUGGCACAGCUGAUCCCAUCAGAGCAGAAUAUGACCUCUUACUACCGCUACAAGGGUUCUCUGACCACUCCAGGGUGUACAGAGUCUGUGGUUUGGACUGUGUUUGAAAAACCCAUCCCUCUGAACUUGGAUCAGUUGAAAGCUUUCUCUAAGGUCCAGUAUCAUGAUGGCAAGCUGAUGGUGAAGAACUUCAGGCCUGUCCAGCCUCUCAAUGGCCGUCAGGUGUUCUACUCUGGAGGUUCUGUGGUCCUGGUCAGUUCGACUCUCCUGAUGUCUGCUCUCGUCACGGCGUUGAGACUAUCCCAGUCGGACUAGAGCGAGGCAUUCCAUACCGCACUGCGACAUCCAUGAACACAAACGGCUCUGCAUCAGAACCCGGCUGAGCUCUUGUUUCUAACAUCCUUUUUGGUUGCUAAGGUGACGGACCACGUCGUAGUGCAGGGGGUGCUCACACGGUGUUUUUCUCUUACGACACAAAAUGAAAAAAGUGUUUAAGGAGAGCCUCAUGAAAGGUGUUGUAAGGGUUUGAUCAGUGUUCAUGCAUGCCUACUGAAGUAUUAGGUCUCAUUUCAGCAUUAUGAAUGUGCCAUGAUCCAGUUGUUGGCACUCAAACUCAACACUAGAUCUUUUAAUUAGGGUGUACAUUUUUCAUCCUAAACAUCAACACACACAUACAACUGAAGCUCUCAUCAGGUUUCAUUCACCUUGUCCAAUGUCAGGUAAAUUUAGUCUGUUAAUAUCAGCACGAGUUGCCAAUAGUGUGGGAUCAAAGUGUAAAUGUCAGACCCCCAUGAUUUGGCGCAUGAUGCGUUGUUCUGAGCGGAGCACCGAGUUAUAGAUAGCAGAACUGAGUCAUAAAGCAUACGCUCUAUUUCAGAGCUAGCUGUCAAAGGAGUCAGCAGUUUCUGUCAAAGUACCAACAUCAGGCCACUCCGACAGAAGUCAGGAAGCUGCUUCUGUAAGUCCUUCAUGAAGAACAUCAGGAUGAUGUUCUGAGAGCAAGGCUGCAGCUUUGUGGCGUAGAACCAAACAACUCAUUUCAAACCAGCGUCGAUUCUUUCACGUACUGUACACCACCUAUGGCGUGCAUGAACCUGCAUGUUCAGAUGUUCCAGAUGUUUAGUGUAAGCUACAUGACCGCUGGAGUGAAGCUUCACACACUGAACAGAGCUGGCUUCGGUCACUUUGAUUCCCAGAACAAACCCGUCAGAUUUCAGUGAGCUCGUUGUGAGAACACACGGCUCAAAUAUCAGGCUCUCAGAUGCCCUGAAUGUUAUCGACUGUCAAGGACAGCCUGCUGAGUUCUCCCACAUUUCUUCAGGAGGAAAUAUAUGUAUUGUGUUGAUAGAUCCGUGCAAUGUUGCAGCAAGAUUUGUUGUGACGAUCAAGCAAAGGAUUUGUUGAAUUUUUCACACGGAGUCAUGUUUUAUUUUUAUGCAGUGUCGUACACAUAUUUAUGCACUGAACGUUUAUAAUGACAUGAGAUGUGCAGUUAUUAUUUAUGUAUCGCUGUGUUUAUUUACAAUGCAAACCCAUAUAUAAAGCAUCAAACGCUUUAUGGGAAACU